Messenger RNA from Punctularia strigosozonata HHB-11173 SS5, 1673 nucleotides. RefSeq lists its product as uncharacterized. The transcript is spliced from 3 exons. NCBI's taxonomy places the organism in Eukaryota, Fungi, Basidiomycota, Agaricomycetes, Corticiales, Punctulariaceae. Gene Ontology annotation, molecular function: serine-type endopeptidase activity. The record is from RefSeq and is a predicted model, not a curated record. Bases 8 to 1528 code for a protein of 506 amino acids. Gene Ontology annotation, biological process: proteolysis.
CCCCACCAUGCCUUCAUUCCUGUCCUUGUCACUGCUGGCCGCGUCCGCGGCGACGGUGGCGUUCGCCAAACCGCUGUCCACUUACCCUUACUCCACGCCGCGCGAGCGCUCGCAGUUCAAGGUCGCCCCGCUGCAUGUGGAGGAGCAUCCCCAUGGCACCGUGAACAACUCGUACAUUGUCAUGCUGAAGAGCGACCUACCGCCGGCGCUCAUGCAGAACCACAUGAACUUCCUGCAGGCGACGCACGAGGCGAACUCGGCGCUCGCCGGCGACGCGUUUUCCGGCGUGUCUCAGGUGUACGACGGUCACGUCAAGGGCUACGCGGGCAAGUUCAGCGACGACACUCUUGACGCUAUCCGAACCAUGCCCGAGGUGGAAUACGUUGAGCGUGAUCAGAUUGUCCGCACCCAAGAUGUUCCGAGUCUUGCGAGUCACGCAACCCAGAAGAACGCUCCUUGGGGCCUUGCGCGUGUCAGCCAUCGUAAGAGGCUCUCCCUAGGUACCUUCAGCAAGUACGAAUUCGAGGAGAAUGGUGGCGAGGGAGUCGACGUUUACGUUAUCGACACCGGGAUCAACGUUGACCACGUCGAGUUCGAGGGUCGCGCGUCGUGGGGGAAGACCAUGCCCCAGAACGACCAGGACAUCGAUGGUAACGGCCAUGGCACCCACUGCGCUGGCACCAUCGCUUCCCGCGCGUACGGUGUUGCGAAGGCUGCGCACGUGAUUGCGGUGAAGGUCCUCGGCACCAACGGCAGCGGCACCAUGUCAGACGUCGUCGGCGGUGUUGUAUGGGCUGCACAACAAGCGACGGCGAAGAUGCAGGCCGCUGAGAAGGAGUACGCUAAGACUGGCACAACCAAGCACAAGGGCUCUGUCGCGAACAUGUCGCUCGGUGGUGGCAAGUCCAGGGCUCUUGACGACGCUGUCAACCGGGCAGUUGAAGGCGGUAUGCAUUUCGCGGUCGCGGCUGGUAACGACAACCGCGACGCUUGCAACUACUCCCCUGCUGCGGCUGAGAAGGCUGUGACCGUUGGUGCUUCCACUCUCAUGGACGAGCGCGCGUACUUCUCCAACCACGGCAAGUGCGUCGACGUCCUUGCCCCAGGUCUGAACAUCAAGUCUACCUGGAUUGGCAGCGAGGAGGCUACCAACGUCAUCUCUGGUACUUCUAUGGCGUCGCCUCAUACGGCCGGCAUGCUCGCGUACCUUCUGUCGCUUUACCCUUCGCAGACGUUCAACCCCGACCUGAACGAAUUUGUGCCGUCUCAGAUGAACAGCGAACGCACCGCCCCCAGCACAUUCGCGACCAUGUACUCCAUCGCGCAUGCAAGCCUCCCCAGCUGGGCCGUUACCUUCCUUCCCCCUCCGCAAUUAGUCGCGUCCCUGGAGGCGGCUCCCACUGGCCCCAAGACCCUUUCCCCUGCGCAACUGAAAGCGGCCCUCAUUGCUCUUUCCAGCAAGGACGUGUUUGCAGAGCUCCCCGACGGCACUCCAAACUUGUUGAUCUUCAACAACGCCACUGCAUAGGGUGACCGUUUCACGAUCCGUCACGAUCCAGGAUAUCAGCAUGGUCGGGGUGCAGCCCACCCUAUUCCCGACUCUGUACAGUACAUAGCGGUCUCAAGCAUGUUUCAGUCUUUUCAGCAAUAUAUUAGCAAUAAACAUACGUGAU